Stegastes partitus (bicolor damselfish) is the source of this 5341-nucleotide messenger RNA. It is a transcript of the gene xpo6, whose product is annotated as exportin 6. NCBI's taxonomy places the organism in Eukaryota, Metazoa, Chordata, Actinopteri, Pomacentridae. The record is from RefSeq and is a predicted model, not a curated record. Gene Ontology annotation, biological process: protein export from nucleus. Gene Ontology annotation, molecular function: nuclear export signal receptor activity; small GTPase binding. Bases 573 to 4031 code for a protein of 1152 amino acids. The transcript is spliced from 24 exons.
CUGUAUUCUCGAGCCGCCCUGAGUACUGAGACGGGGAAUAACAGGAACAAGCGCAUUUGGUGCUGCAUAUGUAGAGCUAUUACACAUUUUUUGUUUGUGUGAGAUAUAUAACUCGGACGUGCACACUCACCCGCUUUGAAUUCAGGAACGGAAAAAGACAAGUUGUCGUGACCAGAAUCAUGUCAACGGUUGACAGCUAGCUGAGGAGAAAACUCUGCCUUCAUCCUUCUAGAAAAAGCUAACCAGUUAGCCAUCCGCUGCAGCGUUAGCCACUGGGUCAUUUAGCGUCGAAAUGCCUGAUGUAGGACGCUAAUUAACGGCGCACACUUCUCCGGUGCUGUUUUAGCUGCUGUUGAGAGUAAAGUCGACCUUUUUGCCGGCAGAGUUGUGUGUAGAGUAUCGACCCAAGCAGUCGAACCGAGCAUGAUGCACCCCCUUUGCGGUUACGUUAGCCAGCAACACCUUAGCUAACGUUAGCUACAGAGUUGGCUAGCUAGGUCACUAAUGUGGGCUUAUUGCUGUAAUUAGUCAGUGACUGAGUAAACUGAAGAAAGCAUCUGAGCCAGCUAAACAUGGCUUCAGAGGAGGCAUCGCUACGCGCGCUGGAGAGCCUGAUGACGGAGUUCUUUCACAGCUGCACAACUAAUGAGCGAAAAAGAGAAAUAGAAGAGCUGCUGAAUAACUUUGCACAGCAGACUGGAGCGUGGCGCCACUGCUUGUUCUUCCUCUCCAAUACUCGAAAUGAGUAUGUAAUGAUGUACAGUCUCACAGUAUUUGAAAACCUGGUGAACAAGAUGUGGAUUGGUGUUGCUUCCCAAGACAAGAUGGAGAUUCGCAGCUGUCUGCCCAAACUCCUACUUGCUCAGCACAAAUCCGUGCCCUAUUUCAUCCGUAAUAAACUCUGCAAAGUCAUCGUGGACAUCGGCCGCCAGGAUUGGCCAAUGUUCUACCAUGAUUUCUUUACAAACACACUGCAGUUGAUCCAGUCCCCAGCUCUGGCUCCACUGGGGUUGGUGAUGUUGAAAACCACGUCAGAGGAACUUGCAUGUCCUCGAGAAGACUUGAGUGUUGCCAGGAAAGAGGAGCUGCGUAAACUGCUGCUGGAGCAGGUACCGACUGUGCUUGGACUGUUGACUGGUAUUCUGGAGACAUACUGGGACAAGCACAGUGUCAUCGCUUCUACUCCGCCUCCGUCACCCACCUCAGGAGAAAGUGUGGAACUGCUGGGCACUUUGUUUCAGGGCAGCCAGUACUCGAAGCUGCUUUGUCAGCCCAUGGCAGCAUUGGACAAUGACAGUCAGCAGCUCUGUUGUCUGGUUUUGGAGUGUUUAGCGCACCUGUUCAGCUGGAUCCCUCUGUCCACGAGUAUUACGCCCACCCUGCUGGCUUCCAUUUUCCAUUUUGCGCGCUUUGGUUGUGAUCUUCGCACGAAAGCCAAGAUAGGAUCCUUCAUCUCCUCCAACUCCUCCUCCUCUAAUGGACAGCUUAAUCCUGGGGUAAUGCCGCCGACAUCAAACGGAGGAGGGCGAAACGGACAGCAGAGCGAGGGGAACAAAGUGGAUCGCGCCCGUCUCGGCGUACUUGCCAUGACCUGUGUUAAUGAACUGGUGUCAAAGAACUGUGUGCCAAUGGAUUUUGAGGAGUACCUGCUGCGAAUGUUCCAGCAGACCUUCUUUCUUCUGCAAAGGCUGACACGAGAGAAUAAUGCUCAUACAGUCAAGAGCCGCUUACAGGAACUCGAUGAAAGUUACUUGGAAAAGUUCACAGACUUCCUGCGCCUGUUUGUCAGUGUUCACUUGAGGCGAAUCGAGUCAAGUCCUCAAUUUCCUAUUGUAGAGUUUCUUGCCCUGCUUUUUAAAUACACCUUCAACCAGCCAACACAUGAAGGCUACUUUGCCUGUUUGGACAUUUGGAGUGUGUUUUUGGAUUUUCUAACCACCAAAAUCAAAAGCAGGCUCGCAGACAGAGAAAGCGUCCUAAAUAGGUACAAAGAUGCCUUAGUUCUUCUGUUGAGGGAAGUUCUGAAUCGCAUACAGUUCAGAUACAAUCAGGCCCAGUUAGAAGAGCUGGAUGAUGAGACUCUGGAUGAUGAUCAACAGACUGAGUGGCAAAGGUACCUGCGUCAGAGUCUGGAGGUGGUUGCCAAGGUGAUGGAGCUGCUCCCAUCCCAUGCUUUUUCUACUUUGUUUCCCGUCCUUCAAGAAAAUCUGGACGUAUAUUUGGGUCUGCAGCAGUUUAUUGUCACCACUGGCACGAGUCGAAGGCUCAAUAUCUCUGCAGAGAAUGACUGCCGUCGACUUCACUGUUCUCUCAGGGACCUCAGCUCCCUCCUGCAGGCCGUCGGUCGCUUGGCGGAGCAUUUUAUUGGGGAGGUUUUUGCUGCACGUUUCAGUGACGCCCUGGCAGUGGUGGAGAGGCUGGUUGAAGUGACUUGUUACGGCUCUCAGACCAGCCUUUAUGACCUGGAGACCGCUGUGCCUUCUGUCCUCAAGCCAGACCUCAUUGACGUACACGCACAGGCCCUUGCUGCUUUGCAAGCCUAUUCUCACUGGCUUGCACAGUUCUACAGUGAAGUCCACAGUCAAAACCAGACCCAGUUCAUCAACCUCAUCACGUCCGCAGUAGAUGCCAGUAGCCCACUCAUCACAGCGAAGGUACCUGAAAAGUUGCUGCUCUCAGCUUGUCACUUGAUGGUCUCCAUAACUGCCACAGUGAGGCCUGUGUUCUUGGUCACUUUGCCAGCUGUUCAGAACAUCUUUAAUCUGAUUACUACAGAGAAUCAGACCCGCAGACUGCCCCAAGAGGCUCACAUGUUGGUGUGUAGAGCUUUAUCCAAUAUGCUGCUGCUCCCAUGGCCAAAUUUACCAGAGAGCGAACAGCAGUGGCAGACACGCUCCAGCAACCAUGCCAGCUUACUGGCAGCCCUCACCCGAGAGUAUCGUAUUUUAAGAGGCACAGUGAACAUUACUCCACGGCAACCCGGCCUGGAUGACAUGAAAGCAGUGAUAAAGCAGACCCUGCCUGUCCUCAGAGACAUAGUGGACAGCAUCUCCGGUGAAUCCACUAAAUCACGUCAGAUCUGUUACCAGAGUCUUCAGGAGUCUGUCCAAGUGUCUCUCAGCCUUUUCCCAGUGUUUAUUCAGCAGCCAGAUGUCACAGAUGAGAUGCUGGCCUUCUUCUUGACGCUGUUUCAGGCGUUGCGAGUCCAGAUGGGUGUUGCCUUCACGGGUCAGAUCAUCCACACUUUCCUCAGCAUGUUCACCAGGGAACAGCUGGCAGCCAGUAUUUUACAGGAGGGCAGUGCAGGUUGUAGAGUGGUACAGAAGUUCCUGAAAAUCCUGCAGGUGGUGGUACAAGAACCUGGUCAAGCAUUCAAGCCCUUCCUACCCAGCAUCCUCUCGCUGUGCAUGGAGCAGGUCUACCCAGUUGUGGCAGAGCGGUCUUCGCCAGACGUCAAGGCGGAGAUGUUUGAGUUGCUAUACCAAAUACUUCACCAAAACUGGAGGUACUUCUUUAAAACUUCAGUCUUAACAAGUGUCCAAAGAGGAGCUGCUGAAGACACGAUGGAAAAUGAAGCCCAGUUCACUGCCGCCAUGCAGGCUUUCGGACAGUCUUUCCUGCAGCCCGACAUCCACAUUUUCAAGCAGAAUCUCUCCUAUUUGGAGUCACUCAACAGCAAGCACAAGUUGUAUCACAGAAAGCUUUUCCGGACCUCGAUGCUCUUCCACUUCAUCAACGUGCUGCUGCAAGUCCUCCUCCACAAAAGUCACGACCUCCUCCAGGAGGAAAUCACCCUCGCUAUUUACAACAUGGCCUCUGUGGACUUUGAUGCCUUCUACUCCGCCUUCAUGCCAGAGUUCCUCAACGGCUGUCAGGGUGUGGACACGAGCCAACGAGCUGUUCUCGCACGCAACUUCAAGCUUGAACGGGACCUGCCUUCGUUCACUCAAAGCGUGCAGCGGCUGGUGAAUGAUCUUCGCUACUACAGACUGUGUAACAGUAGCUUGCCCACUGGCACCAUCAAGCUAUAGCACAAUGACUGAUUGAACCACUCCACAUCGACUAUGAUCUAAAGGACUGCCUGUGCUGACCACUUUGCCCAACACUCCUCCAAUUCAGCUUUGCUCCACCUCUUCAGAGUGACAGGAGGAAGCGACACACAUGGUUUGGUUGAGUAAUUUUAGGUUGAGGAUGCUGCUGAUGUUCCUUUGAUUUCUACUGUAGAAGGUUGGCACAUUAUUAUUAUUUUGAAAGCAGUGCCCUCCUUAUGUAUUGCCAAGGUUAAUUUGGCAAGAAAUGUAAACCUGGUCUGCAGUUGGCUUUCGCCCAGACCUGGAGCAGUCUGAGCCAGGCCUUCUUUCCCACGCCUCCGCGACAAAGCUGGGCUGGGACUGAGCACUUUCAACUCAUUUUGAGUUUUUUAAAUGUCUGCUUUCAUUCAUUUUUGCCUUUUUCAUCUCCAAAGGAGACAGACUCUCAACUUAAGAUCUUUCAUAUCAUUCCAUUCUGAAAAAGAGAAAACCUGCUUGAUUAAUAAAGUGCUUUUUUAGUAAAACUCACGCAUUGGUUAAUUCGUGCUUUGAUUGGUCUGUGUUCCCUCUGGCAGAGUUGUUGCACUAUUGUUUGUAAGAAUAGCGGUUGUAUUAGGAGAUUCAACAGUUUGCUGUAUCUUUGCACUGUUUUUGCUUUAUAGUUGUUAAUGACGGCUUUUCAUUUUAACUUAAAAUCAUUGUUGUUAACUGCAGAAUAACUUUUGAGGCUUGCAUUUUUUUAAUAACCUAGAUUCAGAUGUUGAGGUCUUUGCAGAUGGACAAAGCAGAGACGGAUUUUUAUUGUGAGAAACUUUUGAGCAUGAAUAGACGAGAGUCUUGAGGCGUAACGUGUGAGCAUUUGCAUGGGAAGAAUAUUGAGAGAGUUUGACAACUUUCACAGUAAUAAGGUGAAACAAGAGCACAAACUUCACAGUACUCUGUACAAGAUGUUGCAUCUCUUUCUGCAGGUUGAGCAGGCAGCGAUGAUCCCUGCUUCAAUCCUAGUGUCUGGUAUCGUUUAUCAGUCUGAAGCUUUAGACAUUAAGAUGACUGAACACCUAUAAAGUGUUUACAUUCAGUUUUGCCGUGGGCUUUACUGUGUGAUUGCUGGAUGUUAGAGAGCUGUUUGGAGCUGUCUGAGCUCCACCAACAGGACUGUGAGGGAACAGAAAUAAUCUUAAUUGUUGCACUGCUUUAGUUUGAUUGAAGAUUUAAUUUUUUUGUCUCAAAAUCUCACCGUGAUGCUGAAUUAUGUAAAUUAUGUCUUUAAUGUAAAAACAAGUAUAUAUAUAAAUAUCACUGUUGCCAGA